Messenger RNA from Arachis duranensis, 789 nucleotides. RefSeq lists its product as uncharacterized. The transcript is spliced from 3 exons. NCBI's taxonomy places the organism in Eukaryota, Viridiplantae, Streptophyta, Magnoliopsida, Fabales, Fabaceae. Bases 1 to 789 code for a protein of 262 amino acids. The record is from RefSeq and is a predicted model, not a curated record.
AUGAGUUUCACCGAGUUUCAGAAUACUAUAAUUCAAAAAUUGGGAAUGCAACGCGUGAAACGGGUGGAGAAGUUAUUCUAUAGAAUUUUGAUUUUCGUGUUGCGGGAUGAUGUGAAGUACGAUUCCUUCGUCAUAGGCAGUGACGAAGAUUUGCAAGUUUUGUUCCAUUGUCGUCGGCAGUUUUCCAAGGUGAGGAGCCCUAAAAUAUUGGCCAAGUUUAUAGAUGUGGUCUAUAAUUCAGGAGGUUUGAACCAGAAUCCUCAACCUUCAGCAAUGGUUGCCUGCUCUAGUUCAAUGUCUGUUGGUAUCUCUUCAUCUGUGCCCGUGAUUGUACUUGAGGCAGUUUUGGUUGCCACCUCGUCCUUAGCAGAUGAUCUAAACCGCAAUCGUGAUAGAGAAAUAGAUGUACUACAGGAUGAUGAUGAUGAUUAUUUGGAGCUUGCAAUGAUUGCUGAUGAUAGCGAUGAUGACAUAGUGAGGAGUAAUCCGGCUGGGGGUGGUGGAGCGGCUAGUUCAGAAACUCAACAUUUCCACCAGCGCAGAGGUAUUUGGGAGGUAAAACGGUACAAUAGACCUCAUACUUGUCUGACCACGUCGAUAUCGAGUGAUCAUAGGAUGCUUGAUUACCAUGUGAUCUCGACCUUCAUACUGCCUAAGAUUAGAGUUGAUGCUGCCGUAUCAAUCAAGGUACUACUGAAUGCAACAGAGGCACAUUUCAGUUUUAGACCGACUUACAAGAGGAUUUGGUUGGCUAAGCAGAAGGUCGGGGCUCAGAUUUAUGGAGAUUGA